Messenger RNA from Candidula unifasciata, 1236 nucleotides. The record is from the annotation of a GenBank genome assembly. NCBI's taxonomy places the organism in Eukaryota, Metazoa, Mollusca, Gastropoda, Stylommatophora, Geomitridae.
AUGGCUUUUGUCUGGUUACAGGUCAAACCCAACGACGCAGACGGAACCAUCGAGAUUCUGUGCGGACAGUCCCUACAGAGCCUCAUCAAUCGAUUGCGCCACCAGGCAGAGUCCAGAGAGCGGGAACUCAGCGCCAAGAGAUUAGAGCAGGAAAACAUGGAAGCCAAGAAAGAUGGCGCUAGCAAAUCUGAAGAAGAUGAGAACAGGGCCUUCAACAUCACCCUUGCCACGGCAACAAUAAAAUCUCACAAACUGAACUCUGACCUUGGUAAGACACAAACCUUCACCUGUUUGCUUACAAUAUGUCGCCUCUUGGUAUAUAAGUUGCACUCUAGACAACUAAAGGCACUGGAACUUCAACCAGCGUUAACCCCUGAACCACUAGACAUGACAUCCUACUGUAGCUACGACUAUGAUGUAGACCAUGUUUGCUCCAUUAACAGGUCACCACUGAAGAGUUUGAGACCUAAUGGCUUUACAACCCUUGCUCAUGCAGAUAGGUGCCAAAUCCAUCGGGAUUUAAGUUCCAGUGCUCUUCUACCUCCAGGCAUCUCAACGCCGCCACCGUCGGCACAAAACAGGUUGCUGCUGGGCGGGAGAUCUUUCCGAGAGGUUCAUUAUCCCGGGGACAUGUCCUUGAGGUUCGUCAAGCCGUUGAUGAACACCAGCAAAAGCUUCACGUCCAGCGGCUUGGACUCCAGCGAGCACUACCCCCAGGGACACACCACUCUGCCGGCCAACAGAAAAGCUGUACUGGUCAGCUGUGGUCCCAAAAGUCCUCUGGGCAAGCGCAGCAAAAGUGUGACCUUCUCACAACCGGUCGCCAUGGUAACGCCCAUGAACUCUGAGUCGGAAGAGUCCAUGGAGAAAUCGAUGCUGAGUGUGGAAGUGGAUGACCCCAGUUACGACAAUCUCAACAAACUGGACAUCCCUGACUACCCAGUUAUCCCUGGAGACAGUGACCUUAUCCACUUUUCCAAGUGGGACCACGAAGUCCAAGAACAGAAUCCCAUCAGGUCCAAAUCCAUGUCCACUUUUCAUAAUCCGAAUACUUCUACCCCUGAGACGAAAGUUUUUGUGACCCCAUCUUGUGACCUUAGAGUGAACUUUGACACAGAGGAUCUUUCUUAUAUGUCUGACUCGCCUUCAAGCUUCUGGAGCCCACCCAAGCAUAACGGGAAGCCCCUGGUGCUACCAAAACCUCAGAAAGCUGAACUAUAUGAAACCGGAGUAUAG